AUGCGCAAGGGAUUGACGAAAGAAGAGCGGAGACACGGAACGAUUUUCACACCUUUCUCUGAUGAAGAGCUGAGGGCGUUGCGGUCUCGAAAGCGGGAUGCACGGAACGCGAAGGCGUCAAAACCAUCGAGCAAACCCACGCCACCCACAACCCGCUGUCCCCUCUGCCACUUCGACAGCCCAUCAACAUCCCCAUUCUGCACCACAUGUCUAACCCCCUACCCACCAGAUCCGGCACCCAAAUCACACGCUCGAGGCAUAGUAUCGUAUGACAAGUUUCCCGACAUCUACACCUCGCCGGUCGACGGACAGCAAGCUACACUCCUUACCUACACAUCAAACGAAGACCCCGAUGAAAGCUAUCUAUGUACAGGUGGCGCCGGGCCACCCGGUACCAUAACUCCCUCUGGUGCCCACGUGGCAAUAACGUCGGACGAACGGCGUCGACUGCUGCGAGCGAGGGAGCAGGCGUGGAAGAAUGAUAGUUUGAGGGAGGUGAGGGAGCAGGAACGGCGGGAGAUGGCUAGGCAGAAUGGGGUGCAGAUACCGGAACAUAACGCGCCGUACUUCUCGGACGUGCAAGACGAGAAUGCGACGAGGGAGGCGUUGAGUCUGGAUAGAAAUGUCGAAGUGAAGAGGGCGUGGAUGUUGGAACUCGCGGGGUACAGAAAAGAUGCUGAGGAGAGGGAGGUACCCUUCCCAUUAAACGUCCCUGGCUACGAACUACUUGAGGAUGCGGAGGUGACGCGGUUAGAAAGAGACAUCGAGCUGUUGGAUGGCUGGUUGGCUAGUAUGGGUUACACUGACAUUCCUCCUUCUCCUAACAGUGGCGCGGGCGGUGACAAGAAGACGCCGCUGGCCUCGAAGCGACUAGCCGCCAGAACAAAACGACUCAAAGCGAUCCAGCAACGAGAAGCAGACCGGCAGUACCUCGAACAUAUCGCGGACCUACAGCGCCAAGCACUUUCCAUGGGAUACGAGUUCCCUGAAGGCGUCCCAGGUUGGGAAGAGGUUCAUCCUUCGGAGCAACGUCGUAUAUUAUGGGCGGCGUAUACAAAUCAAGUCAACGCCACGUCGAAGAAGAAGAGGAAAAAGGCGCGACGAGGAUCACGGAAUUCGAACACCAUCGCCACUCCCGAGAAGCAGGCCCGAAAAGAACGUUACGCGUUUUUGAAAGAGAAACUUGAGCAACCAUACUGGGACGAGCGAGUACGUGAGACCGGAGAGUCGAGAAGCGCCAUCUUGCGAGCCGGAGGGAGGUGGCCGGAAGACGCGACAUACGAGGACGAUAAUGAUGAGGAGUUGAAGGAGCUGGUGGGUUAUAUAACAGAAUUUUUGGAGCUGAAGGAAGAGUUUGGAGAUCAAUAG
Molecule: messenger RNA, 1368 nt
Organism: Alternaria conjuncta
Lineage: Eukaryota; Fungi; Ascomycota; Dothideomycetes; Pleosporales; Pleosporaceae
Exons: 1
Coding region: 1-1368 (455 amino acids)
Source: RefSeq, a predicted model, not a curated record